AACUUCAAUAAUGGUCAAUUUUUGGGAGCGACUCCUCCAACGCUUUCAGAAAGCUUUAAGUGAACCCGGAAUAAUAAACGAUGUGUUGACGAUGGCCGAAAGGAAUACUGAGGUGGACCGGAUCUAUACCGCUUCAGGCGCUAUCGGCUUUCUUGCCGUCUAUUUAGUUUUUGGUUUUGGUGCCCAACUAGUGUGUAACUUAAUUGGAUUCGUUUAUCCUGCCUAUGCAUCGAUUAAAGCAAUUGAAACAAAACAAAAAGAUGACGAUACAAAGUGGCUUACCUACUGGGUUGUUUAUGCAUGUUUCGGCAUUGUCGAAUUCUUUUCGGAUAUCUUACUAUCCUGGUUCCCAUUUUAUUGGCUAGGAAAGUGUACUUUCCUGGUAUUCUGCUUUGCCCCAACCAGAUGGAAUGGGUCUACAAUAAUCUAUCAUAGCAUAAUCCAACCAGUUUUUUUAACUUACGAGUCAGAGAUUGACCAGGUUGCUACUACAUUCAGUCAGGAGGCUGAUCAGGUUGCUGCAAAGUUAACCAAAGCAUUAAAACCAACAUUGACUGAAAGUGUGCAGGCAUUCGAUGCCAGGACAAGUGACAACUAUUUUUAGGGAUAUUCAUAAGCUAUUUACAGGAAUUCAUGGAAUUUGAUUGGCAGCUUCCAGUGCAAUCAGCAUAACUGGGAAAUACCCUCUAAUACACCAGUACAUAGAAAUGUAAA
Messenger RNA from Daphnia magna, 714 nucleotides. RefSeq names its product receptor expression-enhancing protein 6. NCBI's taxonomy places the organism in Eukaryota, Metazoa, Arthropoda, Branchiopoda, Diplostraca, Daphniidae. The record is from RefSeq and is a predicted model, not a curated record. The transcript has 4 exons. The coding region runs from base 11 to 604 and encodes 197 amino acids.